Rhinichthys klamathensis goyatoka is the source of this 1311-nucleotide messenger RNA. Its product is annotated as H-2 class II histocompatibility antigen, E-D beta chain-like. NCBI's taxonomy places the organism in Eukaryota, Metazoa, Chordata, Actinopteri, Cypriniformes, Leuciscidae. Gene Ontology annotation, molecular function: MHC class II protein complex binding. The coding region runs from base 35 to 793 and encodes 252 amino acids. Gene Ontology annotation, biological process: immunoglobulin production involved in immunoglobulin-mediated immune response; immune response; antigen processing and presentation of exogenous peptide antigen via MHC class II. The record is from RefSeq and is a predicted model, not a curated record. Gene Ontology annotation, cellular component: MHC class II protein complex; membrane. The transcript has 5 exons.
AGUUCUUCACUUGGCGUAUUCAUAGACUGUAAAUAUGUCUCUGCUAAAACUCUUGAUUUUUCCUCCCAUAUUGAUGCUGUCUGCAUUUAUUGGAACAGCUGAUGGAUAUUAUGAAUAUCGGAUGGAUGAAUGCGUCUACAGCACCAGUGAUUACAGUGAUAUGGUGUAUCUUGUGUCAAUGUCCUUCAAUAAAGUUGUGGAAUUACAGUUCAACAGCACUGAGGGGAAGUUUGUGGGGGUCACUGAGGAUGGAGUGAAGCAGGCAGAGAGGUUGAACAAAGAUCAGAACCUUCUGCAGGGGCUGAAAGCUUCAGUGGACACAGUCUGCAGAAAUAAUGCUCAGAACAAUGACUUAGCUGUCCGUGAUAAAACAGUACUCCCGAAGGUUAAGCUCAGUUCAGUGAAGCAGGCUGAAGGCAAUCAUCCAGCUGUGUUGAUGUGCAGUGCAUAUGAAUUCUACCCUAAAAAAAUCUCAGUGUCCUGGCUGAGAGACGGUAAACUGAUGACCUCUGAUGUGACCUCAACAAUGGAGAUGGCUAAUGGAAACUGGUACUACCAGAUUCACUCUCAGCUGGAAUACACUCCUAAAUCUGGAGAGAAGAUCUCCUGUGUGGUGGAGCACGCCAGCUCACCUCAACCUAUUGUUAAAGACUGGAAUCCCUCUAUGCCAGAGUCUGAGAGGAAUAAAAUUGCUAUUGGAUCCUCUGGUCUGGUGCUGGGAAUCAUCAUAGCCGCUGCUGGACUCAUUUACUACAAGAAGAAAUCAUCAGGGAGGAUCCUGGUACCAAACUGACUACAGUAAGUCUAAUGUUACCUGAUCCCGACUGAAAGAAGACCUCCUUGGAUCACUGAUGUAUUCUCUUUAGUCACAUCUUUCGUACAGUCUCCUUAUACUGAACUUUUAUUUUUUUAACUUAAUUAAAGUAAUAAUGACAAUUUUAAAAUUGCAUCAAACAUACUUACAUGACUUGUAUUUGAACAUCUCUAUGUAAUGUUGGUAGUGAUAAAACAACGUGUAUUUUAUUAUGUGUAAUGAUUUUGCUUGAACUCUCUAGAGCUGAUUGUAUGUAUAGAAGCAAUGUGAAUGAGGAUGUUAUAAAGGUUUUCAAUCAAUAUUUUCAUAACAUUUAUAACUAUUAUGACACCAAUCAAAGCUUUGAUUUGAGUCAGAGAGGCAGCGUUCACAAAGAGAAACAUUUAUUCAUGGAACUUUACCGCCUCCUGCUGUCAUUAUUGUUAAUUGCAUAUAGUUUCCAGUGUGAUUUCUUCGUUUAGAUAAGCUUACUAAUACUUCUGUUACUAGCAGAAAAA